This is a messenger RNA of Cooperia oncophora, 450 nucleotides long. NCBI's taxonomy places the organism in Eukaryota, Metazoa, Nematoda, Chromadorea, Rhabditida, Trichostrongylidae. The record is from the annotation of a GenBank genome assembly.
AUGUGGUUAUACAUCUUCAUCGCAAUACUAUUCGGUUAUACAAUUGUUUUGAUCGCGUUCUUCAUGGGAUGGUGUACAUUGAUGCCGACUCGUUGUCACCCGCGGAAGGAGAUACCAUUCAGUUCAGUGAAAUCGCCGCGAAGGAACACAAAAUACAUCGAGAUCGACUCUGUUUCGUCCAGUACAUCUCUGGACAUGUUCAAGCAAGUACAGCGAAAGUUACCGGAAUCACUAUCGCAUGAUAGCAAGAAGAAAACUUCCCUAGAUGUUCCUCAUCGUUAUAACGACUACCUGCAUCCGAAAUACUCAUUACCGCCCGUGAAAAUCGACAUCGAAGAUGUGCAGUGGGAAUACGAGCAGCUCCUCAAGACGCCUGGACGAGCUGUUCGAACGAGCAUCAGCCCGUCAUCACGUCGCAGCAAAGGAUCAUCUUCCUGUCCAGAGCUAUAA